Messenger RNA from Stylophora pistillata, 2017 nucleotides. RefSeq names its product medium-chain specific acyl-CoA dehydrogenase, mitochondrial. The record is from RefSeq and is a predicted model, not a curated record. Gene Ontology annotation, biological process: medium-chain fatty acid catabolic process. Gene Ontology annotation, cellular component: cytoplasm; mitochondrion. Gene Ontology annotation, molecular function: flavin adenine dinucleotide binding; medium-chain fatty acyl-CoA dehydrogenase activity. Lineage: Eukaryota; Metazoa; Cnidaria; Anthozoa; Scleractinia; Pocilloporidae.
CCUCGAUGUGUAUUGAACUUUGUACGCUGUGGUCCUAUAAGUAACUGAAUCAUGGCUUCUCUGAGUUUUCUCCGACGCAAUGGUGGUUUCGGACUACAGAAGGGAAUUAUUUCUGCUGGAGUCACUGCUUUGAGAGCAAAACUUAGUACAGAAGCAUCAGCCAUCAAGUUGGAGGCAUCGUCAUUUAACUCUGGCCUUUCAUUUGAACUUUCUGAAGAGUUACAGCAACUUCAAGAAAUGGCAAGGAAGUUCUCUCGUGAAGAAAUUGUACCAGUUGCUGCCCAUCAUGAUCAGACUGGCGAGUAUCCUUGGGAUAUUAUCAAGAAAGCUCAUGCAUUGGGGCUGAUAAAUGGUCAUAUUCCAGAAGAAUAUGGGGGUCCUGCUCUGGGUGUUCUUGAUGGUUGUGUGAUAACAGAAGAGCUAUCAUAUGGUUGUUCUGGAAUUCAAACCGCUAUCGAAGCAAAUUCUUUGGCAGAAAUGCCUGUCAUCCUAGCUGGAAAUAAGGAACAAAAAAAGAAAUACCUGGGUCGUAUGAUAGAAGAACCUCUUAUGGCUGCAUAUUGUGUGUCUGAGCCUGGUGCAGGAUCUGAUGUGGCCUCAAUUGGCACCAAAGCUGUGAAGAAAGGAGAUGAAUAUGUGAUUAAUGGUCAGAAGAUGUGGAUUACAAAUGGAGGUGUUGCCAAUUGGUAUUUUGUUUUGGCACGAACUGACGCAAAUGCCGGAGCUGGUAAAGCAUUCACAGGGUUUAUUGUGGAAAGAGACUCUCCUGGAGUAACUGUAGGAAGAAAGGAAUGGAACAUGGGUCAGAAAGCCUCUGAUACUCGUGGGAUUACAUUUGAAGAUGUUGUUGUUCCUAAGGAGAACGUUCUUGGCGGAGAAGGUAUUGGUUUCAAGAUUGCCAUGGGAGCUUUCGAUAAGACACGCCCUCCGGUCGCUUCUAGUGCUGUAGGUCUUGCGCAGCGAGCCAUGGAAGAGGCUCUAAAAUACUCACUGGAACGGAAAACUAUGGGCAGACCCAUCGCUCAGCAUCAAGCUGUAAACUUCAUGUUAGCUGACAUGGCCAUUGGUAUCGAAACAGCUCGACUGGCAACGCGGCGAGCAGCUUGGGAAGUAGACCAGGGCCGCCGUAACACGUACUACGCCUCCGUUGCAAAGUGUUUAGCAGGAGAUGUUGCUAACAAAUGUGCUGCAGAUGCCGUUCAGAUUUUUGGUGGUGCUGGAUUUAACACCGAGUAUCCUGUUGAAAAGCUGAUGAGAGAUGCUAAAAUCUUCCAGAUUUAUGAAGGCACAGCGCAGAUUCAAAGAUUGAUCAUCGGUCGAGAACUUAUUGAGAAGGCUAAGAUGAAUGCAUUGUAGAAAGGAGUUCUUUCUUUGACAACCGCCACAAUUAUUUGUUCAAGCGAACGAGACAGACUCAUGUUCAGUUCAUCAUCAUCAUUUGAAGUGUUUUUUUUUCUUUCUCUGAGGCGUAAAUUUUCAUUUUAUUACCCAGUGCUCUCCUUUUUUGAAACUUAUUUUAAAACUACCAGUCGUCAGUCAAGAAGAGUGGUUUAGUGUAUGUAGUUUGACGUUUAUUUCCUUAACAGCUGAGAAGCAAACACGGUAACAGAUUCAAUGCUUUUGUUUCAAGUGCAUAACGUUAAUUUUAAUUGUUAAGACUGACUAUCUUUUUGUGUACUACUGUUAUUUCAGGCUUCCCAGAAUUUCACUCAAUAUAACCUUUUUGAUCGCUGAAAACGAGCAACAUAAACUAUUUAAUUACCUUUGUAUAUUACUUUUGAAAGCGGAAACGGCCGCUACAGCCUCCUUAUUAAUGAAACUAGUUUUCCGAGUGAUAAUCAUUGUAAAUAGUAACUGAAGACCCUCGUAAGAAUCACUUUUCAUUCAAGAGGUUGUUUACGUUUCUCAUAGGUGUAGACAUUUGCUGUAAGGUCCUCAUUAAGUUCAGCCUUUUUAAGUUUGUAGAUCAUUGAGGGUAACGUCGUGAGUUCAAAUAAACUUCAAAAACUAUGUUAGA